Molecule: messenger RNA, 5660 nt
Organism: Monopterus albus (swamp eel)
Lineage: Eukaryota; Metazoa; Chordata; Actinopteri; Synbranchiformes; Synbranchidae
Gene: kcng2
Product: potassium voltage-gated channel, subfamily G, member 2
Exons: 2
Biological process (GO): potassium ion transmembrane transport; action potential
Cellular component (GO): membrane; voltage-gated potassium channel complex
Molecular function (GO): voltage-gated potassium channel activity
Source: RefSeq, a predicted model, not a curated record
UUCCCUGGUCAGUCCUUUCAGGAGGAGCUGCUGUACUGGGGGGUGGAGGAAAACAACCUGGACUGGUGCUGCCUCAGGAAGCUGUUGCUCAGGCAAGAGGAGUACAAGGAGCAGCAAAGGCUGGAGGAGGAGGAGGCCGAGCUCACCUCGCCGCAGUCCUGUGAAGAGGGCCAGCAGCCUCCUGGAGCGGGGGCACAGGAAGACACCUUCACGGAGGGCUGCAUGCGAAGACUGAGGGACAUGGUCGAAAACCCCCACUCUGGCCUGCCAGGGAAGAUCUUUGCUUGUCUGUCAGUACUGUUUGUAGCUAUCACCGCUGUGACCCUAUGUGUCAGCACCAUGCCUGAUCUCAGAGAGGAGGAGGAGAGGGGUGAGUGCUCCCAGAGGUGCUAUAAUAUCUUUGUGCUGGAGACGGUGUGUGUUGCCUGGUUCUCCCUGGAGUUCAUUCUGCGAUUCAUUCAAACACAGAGCAAGUGUAGUUUCCUGCGUACCCCUCUAAAUGUUAUUGAUGUGGUGGCCAUCCUCCCCUACUACAUUACCCUCAUCGUAGACUCUCUGUCAGUGGGAGAGAAACCUGCAGGCUCAGGGAACAACUACCUUGAGAAGGUGGGGUUAGUUCUCAGAGUCCUACGAGCUCUACGGAUCUUUUACGUGAUGAGGUUGGCACGGCAUUCCCUGGGCUUGCAGACACUCGGCCUGACAGUGAGGAGGUGCACACGUGAGUUCGGCUUGCUGGUGCUGUUCUUGUGUGUGGCCAUGGCCCUUUUCUCACCCCUGGUGUUCCUAGCUGAGAGCGAGAUGGGCGCCAAGCAGGAGUUCACCAGCAUCCCGGGGAGUUACUGGUGGGCGGUCAUCUCCAUGACCACAGUGGGCUACGGAGACAUGGUGCCCAGAAGCAUCCCCGGGCAGGUGGUGGCGCUGAGCAGCAUCCUGAGCGGCAUCCUCCUCAUGGCUUUCCCUGUCACCUCCAUCUUUCACACCUUCUCUCGCUCCUAUGUGGAGCUGAAAGAGGAACAGCGACGGUCGCUGAGGCAGAAGCUGGACUCACAGGACAGCACCAAGUCCCAGAACAGCGAGGACUCUCAGGAGACAGACAGUUAUCAUGGCCUCACAGAGGCCGCAGCCUCGUCCAUUCACCAGAGGAAGUCCAUGGCUUUGCACAGGACUGCUGAAAUGAGAGCGUCCAUGCAAACUUAGCUGUUCUACCCAUCUGGGAAGGUGUAACACCCAGUACUGGGACUGCAAGGAUGACAGCAGCAGGAUUGUGAACAAGGAGGAGAUUUGAGUGUGUGAAACGCUUGUAUACCAGAGUUUUCUAGAGGAACUGCAGGCAUCUUUCUUUCACAAAUUUAACUUUAAAAGAUGGGUAACCACACAAUACUCAUGAUUAAGCUGCUGAGGUCAAAUGAGAUUAAAAACUGACUCAGUUCUCUCACUGACUGCGAUCCAGACUAAAUCUGCGCAAAAGGGAAAUUUAAUACCAAAACAUUACAUGUUGUUAUUCAGACUAAUAAUUCAUUUUUUCAUGUAGCUGUAUGUGAGAAGGUUGUUUGCUAAGAUGUCAGACAUGCGGUUUAUUACUGCAUCACCUCCAUUCACUCUGUAUUGUACCUGGCCAACCCAAACAAUGUGUUGUUGGCGUGGCUCUGUUACAUAAGUGUAAUACAUGUACAUGAUAAUAUCAGCACAGUUAUUUGCAACAAAGCAGAACUAAUUAAUCUCUAACAUAAUAACACAAAACUAAUUUAUCUGCCAAAGGGCUACACAGUGUGUUGGGAGGUUUGGUUCACUGGAAAAUGAUGAGAGUUGAUCAUACCACUCUCAUCUGCUUGAUAGCUCACAUGCCGAUGCUUUAAAAGUUAAAAUAGCUUGACAUCUGGGGAAAUGCAGUUCAUUACAUUUUUUAUUUUUUUAUUUUUUAUUGCUAUAGUCAGAUGAGAAGAUUGAUAUCACUCCAAUGCCUGUGUGCUAAAAAUGAAAGUGUGGCACAGAUUAUCUUAGUUUAGCAUAAAAACAGGAAAUGUAGGUAAGACCUGGGCCGUUCGUCCAAAUACAGGUUUGACAGACAUAUUUAUUUAGUAGGUUUUGUAGGAGAGAAGAUGAAUCCUAAGGAGUUUGGUGACCCUUAGAAUUUUACAAUGUGCUGUAGAGUAAACUAAGACUAAUUGCAAGUUCAUAUUUUUCACUUUUUGGAUAUGAUAUCCCUUUUGAUUAUUAUGAUCGCUUUGAGAAAUGGACAUUACAAUAUGUUGGUGGACACAAAAAUAUUGAAUAAUUCUUUAAUCUAAACAACACCAGUCAGAAGAGCAACCAUCAAAAAGUCUGAGCUGUGAUUUGAUUGUCUUCAAAGUGGCUAGCUGGCUGUCAAAUAUCACCCAUAAAGUCUAAACCAAUUUCAGAUAUUACAAAUAUUUUUCAGUCCUAGAUGAUUUCCUCACAUAAAUGCAAAUUCAGCACAUCAUUUUCUUUGACUUGAGUGCCUUGUACUUUGAAGUGACGCACUAAAAAAACCACGUACCCAAACUGCUGUCGGGUUGGAGCAGACAAAAGUAGAGUACCAGCUCAAGAGUGCACAUGAGGUUCACAUAUUUUCAGUAUACAAUGCAGGUUGUGAGGAUGUAUAGUCUGCCAACUCUGAACUGCAGUCAGUGACUAAGUGAAUCAUUAAAAAGCAUGACAUUAUUACACAGUGCACACUUAAAAAUCACUGUAUGUACAAUAUUUAGGUUUUAAUGAAAGCAUUGUUUUGUUGAGGAAUAGAUGGCGCAGUGACAUCAUUGCUAUAGAAAUCCAACUUAAAACUAAUUUGUACUUUGCGUAAUGAAUCCAUAGGGAAUAGCUUUUUUGGAAAAUGUAAUAAAGAUUUAAACAAACAGUCCCAUGUGGAAAGGCUUUGAUUUAGAAAUGUAUUACACACAAGGACACUGACGAUAUCUGAAAGGCAGUGUGUGCUGUAUUUUUGCACUGAGAACAUCCUAAAGUGGUUUGUGUGUAACUUGGUUCAUGUUUUUAUUCCACAUCCAUUAAUAAUAAAUGAAUUCUGUUCCCAGGAGUAACGCACUGUAAGCUUGAUAAAUACUGACAGUGCUUCAGUGAAGUGUUAAACUAAGAAGGAGCAUGUUCUCCUGUUCACUGUUAGUGCUGUUGAGGUCAAACCAGAGAUCAGGCUGCUAAAGGGAAAAAAUAGGACCUGAGCUGAAUUCACUUUAUGGCUGUCAUCAUCUGUCACCUUACAUUAGCUGCCAGUUACCUGUGGACACACCUGGCAAACACUAAUUUAUUUGGAGUAGGUGUAUUACCAGCCCAAGGUUCAUUAGCCCAUCUUCAUGUAGCUUUGAUAAAAUAUCUGGUCCUUUAGCUGCUAAAUGUUGCAUUAUGCUCACCAGUUAGUUGCUAAUACUUAUAGCAGCUUUAAGUAUAAAAACUCCAAACAUUUCAGCCUCUUCGGGUACUGUAGCACUGUAGUCACUGAGUUUAGUAACAAGUUAUUGUAAGCAACUCUUACCUUAGAGGAGCAUAUCAGUAAGAAUCCUCACUAUCACUGCUGGUUUGAUGAGAUUUGAGGUGAUAGCGCUAUGUGCAGCACAAGGCACUGGAGGGUUUGCAAAACUUGGCACUAGAAAUUCUACAGUUUUUACCACACUCUCUCGCUCCUGCUCGUUCACCUGGAGCACUGAGCACAGUUCAGAUUUUUAUUCUGAGGACUGUUGUCGAUGAAUUCUUGACCUUGAUUUUAAAUAAGAGAUAAACAAAUUUCUGUUAGUGAGGGCUCAUGUGGCUGGCUGGAAAUACUUUCUGUGCAUAUGCACAGAACUGUACUGCUGAUAAGACAAUUAUAAAUUCAUACAGGUUGCUGUUUUCCACAUGAAUACAGCAAAAUCUACAAAAAUGGGGGAAAAGAUGGAGAAAUGUUAUUCUAAUCUGUAACAGGCAGACAUGUCUCAUAGAUUAGGUAAGUGGCAUAUUGAAAGACUUUCAUUUUGAAAAUGCCGUUUCCUCCUUCUUGGCUGGUACAUGUAUUAUCUGUCUCCUCCCUGUGCCAGUGGAGAGCUUGACGUGAGAGCCAAACACAUUACAAUUUAUGUGCUUUACACUUCACAUAGCAUAUGCACAAAGUCCAAAGAAGGACCACGGUUGGUGGACUUAUCCUUCCCCUGACAGCUGAUGACUGCCAGAGCUGCACUGCUGAUGAGAGCAACAGCAAAUGUCCGCACAACCGACACAAACAUCUCCAUCAAAGAAAACAUGACGCAGGGUCUCUCUUGUCCUCUUUAUUGGGUCACAAUGCCAACUUAGUUAAAAAGUUACUGAGAUGGACAACUGGCUGUUUAAUUUAAAAAAGACACACAAACUAAGAAAUAUAACAAAAAUGGCAUAAAAACAUACUUGUAACAUUUCGGGUACAUUAACACAGUAGGUGUGGGUUUCAAAGAAGUGACAAUGCAAAACAUGGCAGUUUCUAUAGAAAGAAACAUAAAAUAAAUUAGCCUAAAGAACACAAAACAAGUAGUAAAGUUAAAAUCAGAUACAUGGAACGAUACUGUGAAACUCUGUCAUUUUGUGCUUGUCACAUUUCUCGCCAUACAACACAAUGACCUGAAUAACACAGUCUGAAUAAAGAAUAUCUCCCACUGGCAUUUGAAGAUAAUAAAAAAAGAUAACAAAAUAAAUAGGUAGGCUAAAUAAGUGUAAACAACAAGAAACCAAGGAGUCAUCCACUAUGUCCUUUUAAUAUUUAAGAAAAGAGAAAUAUUUAAAAAAAACUUUCUUGAGGCUGAAAAGAGGUCGACAGAAUCAGGUCUGGUACGCUGAAGGACAGACGGUCAUACGCCUCCUGGUUUGGCAUUUCUCCCCCUCCCAAGAGAAAACAAAUUACAAAACAAUAACAUAGACAACCUUCACUGGGGCUGCAUUACGUGGCUGCUCUCCCUCUGAACAGGAAAUUAAUUUCUCAGGACAAAACGGGGAACCUGCCCAAAGGAGCAGCACAACACACUGAUGUGUAACAGUAACAAGGGAUGUUUCUGGACUUGGCCAGUCAGUGUUUUCUGGUAAUAUGAUGGAGGGAAAGAUAUGAUUUUAUUGAGCGUAUUCAGGAGUAUCAGUGUGUAAAAACUAUGUGAACUCCUCUAGAAGGACCAUUCUUGUCAAUGAGCUUCUUCAUUUUGGUAAUCAAAAAUGAUUUCCUCAUACCUGGAUCUUAGCACUUUAGUGAUUAUGUUUUUUUUUAAUUACACAUAAGAAUGAUGUUCAAAAUAAAAUCUAAUAUCAACCUGACUGCAGUUGAUUGAAUUCAUGUGUUACAGGUUGAUUUGUUUUUCCCAUCCUGCUGAUGCUGCAUGAAUGCAGCACAAAACUGUUAGAAAUCAUGCUUAGCUUUGAAAGAGCUGCCAGCUUAGCUGAAUCAAUUCAAUGAUGAUACUAUGUGUGUAUGAAUAAGUCCUGUUUUCAUCCUACAGGUGUGUUUAGACUGAAGGAAAAGCAGUCUUCACCUGGGGUAACUUAGAUAAAUUAGACCACUGCAAUCCCUCUUUAUUCUCCUGAAAACCUACCAUAAAAGCAACAAUACAAACAUUAGCUGUGGCUAGUUAGCAACCUACGCAGCAAGCUUGUGUGUGUGUGUCAGUGUUUGUGUGACAGCUCCUACUCUGAUCUCAGAA